Penicillium subrubescens is the source of this 408-nucleotide messenger RNA. RefSeq lists its product as uncharacterized. The record is from RefSeq and is a predicted model, not a curated record. Lineage: Eukaryota; Fungi; Ascomycota; Eurotiomycetes; Eurotiales; Aspergillaceae. The transcript has a single exon. Bases 1 to 408 code for a protein of 135 amino acids.
AUGACAGACCGCCGCUACGGAAGCCGUGCCCUCGGUAGCACCUACGAUUACGACACUACCGGUACGACCUACGAUACCACUGGAACCAGCUAUGAUCCCACUGGCUACAGCACCUACGGCACUGACGGGUACGGUUCAACAGGCUAUGGUGCCGCCAACACUGGCUACGGCACCACCUACGACACGGGCUAUGGCACCACCACCUAUGAUCCCAGCAGCGGUGCCUACGAUCAGCAUCUAGAUUACCACACCGAUGGCUCUCGCCGUCAUCACCGUGAGCGACUUGAUAAUAGCGGCGUCUACCGCCACCGGGACGUGGACCGUCGUGACGAUGGUACCACUCAUGUUCACCGCGAGUACGAUAACCCCAACACUGGUACCAGCUACCACCGGGACUACGAGCGGUAA